Molecule: messenger RNA, 1833 nt
Organism: Penicillium riverlandense
Lineage: Eukaryota; Fungi; Ascomycota; Eurotiomycetes; Eurotiales; Aspergillaceae
Gene: ilv3
Product: dihydroxy-acid dehydratase ILV3
Exons: 4
Coding region: 1-1833 (610 amino acids)
Biological process (GO): branched-chain amino acid biosynthetic process
Cellular component (GO): mitochondrion
Molecular function (GO): dihydroxy-acid dehydratase activity
Source: RefSeq, a predicted model, not a curated record
AUGCUAUUGCCCCAAACUCGGGCACGGAUGCCCGCGGCUCUCCGGAGCCUGUCCCGGUCAAACGCGACAGUUCGGACUCUCUCCACGACCCUCUCCCGCUAUCAGAACGAUGACAAGGCUCUCAACAAGGUCUCGCGGCAUAUCACCCAGCCCAAGUCCCAGGGUGCCUCCCAGGCCAUGCUGUACGCGGUCGGUCUCACGGAGGCGGAUAUGAACAAGGCACAGGUGGGAAUCUCAUCGGUGUGGUUCAAUGGAAAUCCGUGCAACAUGCACUUGCUCGAAUUGAACAACCGGGUGCGUGAGGGUGUGCAGAAUUCCGGCAUGGUCGGCUUCCAGUUCAACACCGUGGGUGUCAGUGACGCGAUCAGUAUGGGCACCAAGGGCAUGCGCUUCUCGCUUCAGAGCCGAGACCUGAUCGCCGAUUCCAUUGAGACGGUUAUGGGCGGCCAGUGGUACGACGCCAACAUUAGCAUCCCCGGCUGCGACAAGAACAUGCCCGGUGUGCUGAUGGCUAUGGGCCGCGUCAAUCGCCCCAGUCUGAUGGUCUACGGUGGCACUAUCAAGCCCGGGUGUGCUGCUAGCCAGAACAAUGCCGAUAUUGAUAUCAUCUCGGCUUUCCAGGCAUACGGCCAAUUCAUCACUGGCGAGAUCUCCGAGCCCCAACGUUUUGACGUCAUCCGCCAUGCCUGCCCCGGCGAGGGCGCCUGUGGUGGUAUGUACACGGCCAACACCAUGGCGUCGGCUAUCGAAACUAUGGGUAUGACCCUGCCCGGAUCGUCUUCCAACCCGGCCGACUCCCAGGCCAAGUACCUGGAGUGUCUGGCGGCUGGUGGUGCGAUCAAGAAGCUGCUGGCCGAGGACAUCCGCCCACGCGAUAUCCUGACACGUCAAGCGUUUGAGAACGCGAUGGUCGUUGUCAACAUCACCGGUGGCUCUACCAACGCUGUCCUGCACUUGAUUGCCAUUGCCGACUCCGUGGGCAUCAAACUUACCAUCGACGACUUCCAGGCCGUCUCGGACCGCAUCCCCUUCCUCGCAGACCUGAAGCCCUCUGGCAAGUAUGUCAUGGCUGACCUGUUCCACAUUGGUGGCACACCCGCGCUGCUCAAGUUUUUGCUCAAGGAGGGCCUGAUUGACGGCUCUGGUAUGACCGUCACCGGUGAGACGAUGGCAAAGAACCUGGAGAAGUAUCCCGAUUUCCCCGAGGACCAGAAGAUCAUCCGCCCACUGUCCAACCCGAUCAAGAAGACUGGUCACAUCCAGAUUCUGCGUGGCUCGCUGGCCCCGGGUGGCAGUGUUGGCAAGAUUACUGGUAAGGAGGGCACGGCGUUCACGGGCAAAGCCCGCGUCUUCGAGGAUGAGGAUGACUUCAUCGCUGCGCUGGAACGCAACGAGAUCAAGAAGGAGGAGAAGACUGUGGUGGUCAUUCGCUACACUGGUCCCAAGGGUGCUCCCGGCAUGCCUGAGAUGCUGAAGCCCUCCUCCGCCCUGAUGGGUGCGGGUCUGGGGAACUCAUGUGCCCUGAUUACAGAUGGUCGCUUCUCCGGCGGUUCUCACGGUUUCCUGAUCGGUCACAUUGUCCCUGAGGCUGCUGUAGGUGGCCCCAUCGGCCUGGUCCACGAUGGCGAUAUCAUUACCAUCGACGCCGAGAAGCGUAUUCUCGACCUUGAAGUUCCCGAGACUGAGCUUGCUGAGCGACGGAAGGAGUGGGAGGCCCGUAAGGCGGCUGGAACGCUGCCUGAGACUGGUCUUACCAUGAGAGGUACCCUCGGCAAAUACGCCAGAAAUGUCAAGGAUGCCAGCCAAGGCUGUAUCACCGACGCUGUAGAAUAA